AUGACAUCCUCAGGUUUGGGCCUUGCCUUGUCAAGCGAUACCAACCCUUUCACGAGCAGCGAGCUCCAAUUUAGAGGCAACACGGCCGCCGCUGUAGCUGGCCCUGCUUCUCAAGCUGCUUCGGGGGAUACCGAGCCGUUUCGUCUGACGACCAUCGGCUCAGAGCCGAUGACGCUUCAGCCUCUGACUCUCGCAAAGUCACCUCCGAGCCUUGUCAAGCGACUGUCAGAAUCAUUCUGGAGCCGGGCAUCCACGGCACUCGGUUCGAUCUCCUUCGACUACUCACCGGUUGACGGGACUGGCAGUGCCCGCCGGCACCGGGUGGUCCUUGGCGCUUCUUCGAAUAUGAAUGGAGGGCGUUCAGUCAACAAAUUCGCCAUUGCACAAUCGAGCAAGCAUGUCGUCAUAUCGAAGGCACCUAUCCAGGAUCUGGCACCGCGAGCAGUCUCUUCGAAGCGGCCGUUGGAAAUAUCCCAACCCCUCGAUUUGGCCAAGAGGGGGAAGUAUGAUGACGACAAGCAAGCGGAGGAGGGUAUCGUAAGGAGCACAGUGAUUGUUUUCCAGUCUGUGCCAUUGGCACCUUUGACAGACGUUUCUGCCUCCACAACUGGUCAAGGCCACGAUGUCCCCCUUGUUGCUCAUCCGUUAGAGCAGCUCAGGAUGGGAGACAAGGCUGACAUCAUUGGCCUCGGCGGCGAAGAGUAUGUGUUGACUCGAGAGGCCAAUAUCAUGACGACCAGAAACACGCAAGUCUUCCAGGCCCAGCAUUCGCAGCUACCUGGAGACAUGGCUGUCGUGAAGGUGAUUCGAACGCCGUCCCACGACAUUCAACUGGGUGCAUCAGACCCGAGCGCCAUGAAGAUUAGCAGAGCAGCGGAGAUGUGGCUGAAGGAGUAUAAAAAUCACUCGAAAUUGUCUCAGCAUACAACCGUCGUUCGUCUACACGAAGCUGACGCCAGGUUCCUCUCGCUGUACAUGGAGCACGUCGAUGCACCGGCACUGGCGAGUUGUCGUGGGCAAGAUCCGAAUCCGAUGUGCACAUUGAGCGAGGCCGACGCGCUGCGCGUGAUGGCCGACAUAACCACUGCACUCUUGUACAUCCAGGAGCAGGGCAUUGUGCACAAUGACAUCAAGCCUGCCAACAUCCUCUACUCGCCGACCCGCGGUGCAGUUCUUAUCGAUUUCGGCCUAUCAUCGGAGCUUUCUAACAAGACAAGAAUACACAAUGGCGGGUCGCCAUGGUAUGUACCGCCCGACUACUUGACUACAGGAGAACGCGGGCCGUCGGGCGACGUGUUUGCACUGGGGGUGGUCAUGUUGUUUCUUCUUCGUAAGCUGCCACUCCCGGAGCUGAGAUCUCCUCGGCUCAACUGGAUUAUUGCCGACGUGAGGACGCCUGGCAGCGGAAGAGGAGAAGAGGUCCGUGAAGCCAUGAGUCGAUGGCAGGAGAUUGUGAGAAAAGCCUCACAGCUUUUGGAUAUUCAGAAGUUAAAGCCAGACAGGUUGGUUCAUGGGAUGCUCGCCAACAAUACGCGGAUCAGAAUUGGCGUGCGCGAUUUGAUCGAUAGUUUAUCUUGA
Molecule: messenger RNA, 1578 nt
Organism: Verticillium dahliae VdLs.17
Lineage: Eukaryota; Fungi; Ascomycota; Sordariomycetes; Glomerellales; Plectosphaerellaceae
Exons: 3
Coding region: 1-1578 (525 amino acids)
Biological process (GO): peptidyl-threonine phosphorylation; peptidyl-serine phosphorylation
Molecular function (GO): ATP binding; protein serine/threonine kinase activity
Source: RefSeq, a predicted model, not a curated record